GUACAGUAACUUCGAGAAUGAGAUUCCGAACUUUUAGAAUAUGUUUAAUUUAUUCUACACAAACAUUUGAAUUAAUUACAACCGUUUAGCACUUUUGUAAGCGGUCAACGAAAAUGCGAUAACUCAUACAAACAAGUACUUACGGAACUUAUUAUUUUUGCGAUCCAUUCAUUGUACGAGUAUAAAGUACGCAUUUUGGCCUUGGCGAGAAGUGAAGGCGGUUCCGUCUGCGUCUAGCACGCUUUCCGCAUGGAGUAGCGCCGUUCAUUUGAGCCAGUACAGUACUAUUUCCAGAGCGCCCGCCGCCCAUGUAUACACGCAUCACAUGCAAAUCAGCAUCUUCAGGAUUGUAUUGGUUUUUUCAGUGACAUCAUUGCCACUUUUCCACCAUAAUUCGUAAACAUCCCAGCCUGUUUAGCCAGAAUCCGAAGUUGCUGCUUCUAAUGUUUUCUUCGUUUUCGUUUUUUAUUUGGACUGGUCGAUUCUGUGGAUAUCCAAGGGUGAAAGUUAAGAUAAUCUGUUGACUUGGGGAAUGACUGUGUGAAUGUACGUGCGCGAUCUCUGUUCAGCCUGUUGUUAACAUCUCAGCGAUUACAAUCAUUACUUACUCCUAUGUAUUUGGGAAACCUUGGCUGUUUGACGGUUUGACUCUUAUUCCCUGAAAAGUCUGGUGUUUCCCGGAAUGAAUGGUUAAGGAUUCUACUGUAGUGGGCUUUGUCGAUCGUCAAUGAAACGUUCUGGUGACGAUCGUCUGGAGACGGGAGCUUUGAAUCCAGAGAAAGAAACGUUGAUGAGGUACGGUGGCCCGAAAUUAGCAGCCAAGAAAUUUUUCAAAUCAGUGCUUCCUGGUAAAACGCAAAAGUCAGCCUCCCCCGAAGGAGUGGCGCCCGAGUGCUUUCUGCGAAGAUUUUCUUAUCUUAACAUGGGUAACAACGCAUCUCAGCUGGAGAAAGAACUCGGUGUGGAGCAGAUCCCGGUGAACGAGAGAUAUUAUGGCCUGGUGAAUUUUGGAAAUACAUGCUACUGCAAUUCUGUGCUACAGGCAUUGUAUUUUUGUCGACCAUUUCGCGACCGAGUUCUACAGUAUCGUGUACAGAAUAAACGCUCCAAAGAAAAUCUUCUGGGCUGUUUAUCGGAUCUGUACUUUAACAUUGUCAGCCAGAAGAAGAAGCUGGGCACCAUUGCCCCGAAGAAAUUUAUAGCCCGUCUACGAAAGGAAAACGAAUCCUUCGACAACUUUAUGCAGCAGGAUGCCCAUGAGUUCCUAAAUUAUCUCCUGAAUUACAUCGGUGAUCUGCUGCAAGCGGAACGACAAGCAUCCACGGCUCCAUUAGUAAAUGGAUCCGCCGUCAACAACAGAAUCGGCGCUGGGCUGGGCGCAUCUUCCACGGAUACUCGAAAUGGCUACCUGCAUAACGACAAAACCGAACCCACCUGGAUCCAUGAAAUAUUCCAGGGAACAUUGACAAACGAAACUAAGUGUCUGAACUGCGAAACAGUUAGCAGUAAAGACGAGGAUUUCCUUGAUUUGUCGGUGGACAUCGAUCAGCAUACGUCGUUGUCGGCGUGUCUCCGUGGUUUCAGCAGCACGGAAACGCUGUCGGCGGAACAUAAGUAUUUCUGUGAAACCUGUUCGGCCAAGCAGGAGGCCACCAAGUGCAUGAGGCUGAAGCGUCUGCCGCGCAUUUUAGCCAUUCAUUUGAAACGUUUCAAAUACGUGGAUCAACUGAACCGGUACACAAAAUUGUCCUACCGUGUGGUGUUUCCGUUGGAAUUGCGAUUGUUCAACACGUCCAGUGACUGUAUGAACCCGGAGAAGCUGUACGAUUUGGCAGCAGUGGUAGUGCAUUGUGGGAGCGGACCGAAUCGGGGACAUUAUAUCAGUAUUGUCAAGACUAGUAACAAUGUGUGGCUGCUAUUUGAUGAUGACGUUGUGGAACGCAUUGAGGCAUCGGCGGUGGAGGACUUCUACGGUCUGACUUCCGACUUGCAGAAGAAUUCGGAAACGGGAUAUAUACUGUUUUAUCAGACGCGAGAGUGAACUCACAAUCAGUGAAGUGUUGUUGCCGGUUUUGCUUUUUAGAAAUUGAAGGUCUUGUGAGUAAAGCAUCGUUGAUUUGCUUGGUUUUAACCGUUUGAUUUUAUUUUGAGUUUCCAAAUGUUUGAAGUUUCGAUCUCACUGUAUCUGCAGGUGUGUGAAUUGAUUUAAGCAGUUUUUAUGCAGCUUGAUUGAAGACGCUAUUAGAGA
Paramacrobiotus metropolitanus is the source of this 2248-nucleotide messenger RNA. Its product is annotated as ubiquitin carboxyl-terminal hydrolase 46-like. The transcript is spliced from 3 exons. Lineage: Eukaryota; Metazoa; Tardigrada; Eutardigrada; Parachela; Macrobiotidae. The coding region runs from base 728 to 2041 and encodes 437 amino acids. Gene Ontology annotation, cellular component: nucleus; cytosol. Gene Ontology annotation, molecular function: cysteine-type deubiquitinase activity; cysteine-type endopeptidase activity. Gene Ontology annotation, biological process: protein deubiquitination. The record is from RefSeq and is a predicted model, not a curated record.